Molecule: messenger RNA, 2544 nt
Organism: Tuber aestivum (summer truffle)
Lineage: Eukaryota; Fungi; Ascomycota; Pezizomycetes; Pezizales; Tuberaceae
Source: the annotation of a GenBank genome assembly
UAUCAUCCCGAGACCAGCACCCCUCACAUGCACAAGCGAAAGAAGUUGAUCUUAUGCUUCGAUGGAACAGGGAACAAAUUCAAGGGGAACGACGGGGACACGAACAUCUUGAAGAUAUUCAGGAUGUUGGAUCGGUCGGGGAACGAUCAGUGUAUGUCGUUUUGUUGUUGUUGCUGCCUAAGUGAAACUUAUAGACGUUUGGUUCCUGGGAAAAGGCAAGGAAGUGGGAUAAAUGCUGACUGAAUGAUCACGUGGGCCCUCGAUCGAUCGCGUGGUGCGAGAUAGUUCAUUAUUAUCAACGUGAGUGUAACAGUCUCACCCUUUUCUCCUUUUUUUUCUUUCUUCUUUUUUCCGCAGAAAUGCCACAAUGGUUAUGGUAGAUAUUAAUAAAGUAACGUGAUGAUAGCCGGAAUAGGCACAUACAUCACAAACGGGACGUUAUCGCGAGUGCGCCUCGGAUCACGCCUUAAAUCCUGGUAUCAAAAAGCCCUGGACGCAGCUGUUGGGUAUGAGCUCCCCUCGAUCUCGAUUCGAGAAUUCAACAUCCGUGGUAGUCUACAUACCGGAAUGCCGGGGGAAGACUAACGCCCGUGGAUUAUGUAAUACCGAUAGUACAUCUUUCGAUCAACAUGUGAUAGGGGGGUACAAGUUCCUGAUGCGAUUCUACGCACCAGGGGACGACAUCUAUCUAUUCGGGUUCUCACGCGGGGCCUACACCGCGAGGUUUCUGGCGGAAAUGCUGGACCAUGUCGGUCUCGUUUCGCAGGGGAAUGAGGAGAUGGUUAUGUUCGCCUGGAAGACCUUCUCGAAUUGGCAGCAGAGGAAGGAUGGGGUGGGAUGGGGUGCCCGGAAGCAGGACAUGUACAAGUGUGUCGCCAUUCAAGCGAGCAACGUCUGUGCAAAUUAUUGACAAUGAUCGGGGGGAUAGUUACAUGCGAGCUUUCCGGGAAACUUUCGCUAGACCGGUACGCAGGGUUCAAUUUCUGGGACUAUUUGACACGGUGAAUUCGGUUCCUAGGUUUGAGAACGCAUGGUUGAAGAGGUCCGCUGGGUUCCCUUAUACCGCUAGAAGUGCUUCCCCCCCUUCGUCCCACCUCUUCACAUUUUGAGCCUCACACUAAUGGGCGGGUAGGUACUGCCUUAGUAAUCCGCCACGCAGUCGGUAUUGACGAACGUCGUGCCAAGUUCCGCCAAGACCUUGUGGAGAAAGUCGACAUAAAAGAGAUGGCCCGCCGCCGCUCCUUCAGGACCGAACAUCUGAUAAAGUCUGCCCUAGGCCACCGCCUCGCCUCCAAAUCGAAUAAGAAUAACAACAAAAGUAGCCACCCCUGCCAAAACGGCGAUUCCGCCAACGCUGGUUCGAAAUUGCAACGAUUCUCAGGGAGCCGGGAAGCGCUGAGUAUCACCGGAAAUGGCGGUGAUGGCGGGAGCCUGAUGAGUUUGAACAUCCAUAUUGAAAGCGACUCGGACGACGGGAACGAGAAGGCCGAACAGGAUAUCGAGGAGGUUUGGUUUCCCGGUGCGCACGGUGAUAUCGGUGGCGGGUGGGAUUUACCCGACGGGGAGGAACCCUUGUCGCAUGGGCCGUUGGUUUGGAUGGUUGGUCAUGCCCUCCCUUCGCACUUCGGGUCGGGUGAUAAAGCAUGACCAACAUGUAAUAAUAGGUCCACGAAGCGCGCAAAGCCGGCGUGGUAUUCGAUAAAGAGCGCAUGAAGCAGAUGAACGUCUGGCUAGACGAGUUUGAGACCGAAGAGCGGGAUCCCAAAGUGCCCGAGGCCCCGAUAAAUCCCGUAACUAGUGGCGAUGGGAUACCGAAGAUUGAGGUAUCGUCAACCUCUUCCUCGGCGGAUAACCUGAUGCAAACCCCCCAGCAGCAGCAACAACAGCAACAGCAGAGCGCAAACCUCACCCCAACACCCACCAAUGGUAUACACUCUAACACUCGCACCCCAACACCAGACUCGACCUCUCCAAAAGCGGCAGAGCCAAAGACAUACCUACUAAACUCCUACACCCGCGGCAAAAUCCACGACUGCCUCUGUUAUCCCUCCGGUGGUCUCUCCCUGGCCGGAACCCUCGGCUGGAAAUUGAUGGAGUACCUCCCCUUCCGCAGAAUGGACUUGCAGCCCGACGGGUCCUGGAAGCCCAUUAUCUGGCCGUUGCCCUGCGGUGAGGUCCGCGAUAUACCCGAAACGGUCAAAAUACACAAUAGCGUGAUCAGGAGGAUGAGGGCGGAUGAGAGGUAUCGGCCUGGGAACCUGAUUAUUGGAGGGGGCGGGAGGGGAGUGAGAAGGGCACCGGAGAAGGCUGGGAUUGGCGAGUGGGAGGUGUUGAGGGAGGAGGGAAGUCUGGUUGGCGAGGUGCUUGUCAAGAAGAAGGCUGCGGAGGGGUUAGUUGAGAAGGGGUUGGUUGAAACCCCUUGAAUAAAUAAAUUAUAUACAGUACAGUCGCACCUCGCUAUCCCGGACGGCCAAAAUCCGAAGAAUUUGUCCGGUACAGCGAGGGGUCCGGGACAGCGGGUGAGGUUUUGGUGGAAAGAAAUUC